CAUACGGGCCUCCAGAAAUGGCUUCCGAAAUUAUCAUUGGUUUUCGUUAUGAGGUCUUCCAAGGCUAUAUAUAUAUAACAUACAUGAUUCAUUCCUCAGUCGGCAAAACCCGAAUGGCAAGCGCAUACCCCCGGAAUGGAAUGGACCAUCUAUAUCCUCAUACAAGCCAUUGUCCAACGUGAAAGCUAUAUCUAUGCCCUUGAUGAGUAUGCUACACAGUAAGUGCAAUUCGACAUCCACACGACGCCCCAAGCUUUGCCAAAAGUAGGGAAACAUGCUAGCGUCAUUGACUACUGUAGUAACAAUGUAUCGACUGAACUGCUAAGGCAAAUGUUGGGGUUGUCGCAUGCUAAGCACUGGCGACGGAAGCUGGCAAUAUAUCAUACCUAACAUCAUUUACGCCAAGAUACUUACUCCCUGUACUGUCCCUGCUACUCAAAGCGCGAUCUCCCCAAACAUCGAUCUAGGCAUCCAUCCCCAGAUUAUAACAGUGUGUGGGUACAUUGAAUCGGAUAAGGUGACGUAGCAUUGUAACAUGAUCGCUAGACGAGACAAUUCUGAGGAAUGAUGACUACAUACCUAGGCUAUAACGAGCGGACAAACUCGUAUUCGACAUCGUGGCCGAGGCUUAUCACUCCUUCAGAGUGUUCAAACAUCUUAUCUUGUGACAUAAGACGAUCGCAAUUCGCGGAGCAAUAAAUCGAUGAGCUAAACAUCCUACUUAAGUAAGUAAUUGCUACAAUGGAGACUCCAUCAGCACCGCCGCCACCCCCACAGUCUGAAAGCCACCCAAAAACUGGGACUCCAUCACCAAGUAACGGGACAUCGCCGCCAACAACGGUGCAUAUCAGCGACAAAGCAGCUCUGGCAGCAGCUUGGAAUGGUCCUCACCCGAUUAUCACGCAUCUUAAUGCAGACACAACCUGGAUCCUGCAUCUCCCUUAUCCUGAGGGCGUAGAGCGGCCAUCCGGUCGCAGCCGAUUUAACGUAUUACUCGAUCCAUGGCUACAAGGACCGCAGUCCGACGGUGGCCGAUGGUUCUCAGUACAAUGGCACGUCAUAGCGCCAAGUGUGCAGACGAUCAAAGAACUCAAUGGACUUCUAGCCGAACUUGAAAAGGGUGGCGCGCGCGCGCCAGAGACGGACUCGUAUAUCGAUGUCGUGGCUAUCUCGCACGAGUUCACGGACCAUUGUCACGAAGCGACGUUACGCGAACUGCCAAGCAACACGCCUAUUCUCGCGCCUGAUAAGGCCGCCAAGCUCAUUCGAUCAUGGAAGCACUUCGACGCCGUCACCGAGAUGCCUCCCUUCGUAGCCGCUGAGACCAAGGAUUGGCGCAAGACUCUGGCCUGCGCGCCGCUGCCAUCUUGGGUCGGUAUAGGGCGCGUCGUGACGCCAGGAAACUCCCUAUACUACCACUCUGCUAUCCUCAUAGCAUGGACUGGCUCCUCGGCACAAGAGGAAGCAAACUGUGUCGUAUACUCGCCACAUGGAAUCGAGUCUAGCGCUCUCGCGGGGAUGAAAGGCACCGGCCUCCGGACGCUCGCUCUCUUGCAUGGUUUAGAUGAUGUCCGGCUUUGGAUGACGAAGCAGCUGAAUCUGGGCGCUGUCAAUGGCAUUUCUGCUGCGCGGGAGUGUGGCGCGAAGUAUUGGGUUGCGACGCAUGAUGAAGUGAAGAAAGGAGGUGGAUUUGUUUCACUACUGCUUCGACGGACAACAUGGUCUGUUGCGGACGCGGUAAAGAGGGAAGGGGAAAGGGGGCUCGGGAAUGGGCCGGGAGAUGACAAGCAAGCGGGUGGAUAUGAGUUUGUCGAACUUGGAUCUGGAGAUGGGUUAGUUUUGGCAUGAUAGAUGAUAUUAUCUGCUCUAUCGGCUUGGAAUGAUUGUAUACUGCGAGUUUAUGUAUAUUACUUGAUACACACUAUGCCUGUGCGAGUCUAUAUAGUAUAUAAAGUACUUUAAAGUGUAAGAGAUGAUAUUCACAUUCAA
This is a messenger RNA of Xylaria bambusicola, 1989 nucleotides long. RefSeq lists its product as uncharacterized. The transcript has a single exon. The record is from RefSeq and is a predicted model, not a curated record. Bases 742 to 1848 code for a protein of 368 amino acids. Lineage: Eukaryota; Fungi; Ascomycota; Sordariomycetes; Xylariales; Xylariaceae.